AACGCAGCGGAUCGGCCGCCUCGAAAGUUUUGUUUUUUUUUUUUGCUGGGAAAAUGCCCCCCGUCCGCGGCCACAGGCGCUCCUCGAGACAGCCACCGCGUCUGAUUACCCCCCAUCCCGUGAAGAAGAGCAGCAGAAGAGGAAGAGGCAGCGUCAGAGGCAGAGGCAAAGGCAGAGGCAGAGGCAGCAGCAGCAGUCGCGGCAGCCACAAGAUCAGGACGGGUGCUGGUAGGCCGAGGAAGGUGCUGCCGCCGUUGCCAUUGCCGUUGCCGUUGCCGUUGCCGCCGCUCAUUGGACGCAGCUUCAAGACGUCUUGCAAACGGCUGAAAAUGGAAAAGACUCCCCGGUACACACAGCGGGAGCGGAAUAUGGUGCUCGGCUACGCAGCGCAGUACAAGGAAGUGAUCGAGAACAAGCGCACGGACGCGGAGUCCAACCGGAAGAAGGACGAGGUCUGGCUGCAGAUCGCCAAGGAGUUCAACUCCCAGGUGUACCAUCAGCGCAGUGCCAAGCAGCUGCGCCAGCUCUACAAGAACAUGAAGCUCCUGCUGAAGAAGGACCUGUGCGGCGAAGACAAGACCAAUGGCACCUUCCUCGAUCUGCUCAACACACUGUCGCAGCAGGAAUCGGUGGCCCAGUUCAUGGCCACGCAGAUGUCCCCGGAUGGGGGCAACCAGAGCGGCGGGGCCAAUGGCCAUCAUCAGGACGACUAUGAGGACUCAAAGGUAGGUUGGCAUCUGGGGAGCGAUCUCUAUAACCAUCUCAGACAGCAGGUCACUGAUCAACUGAUGCUUCAACAGAUGCCGCCAUACGACAUGGACACGGACGUGGUCCUGAUCAAAUCGGAGACCAUCAGCGACAACGACCAGACGGAGAACGGCAUGGACUGCUUGGACGACGACGACGACGAUGACUGCCCGAGUCCCAAGGCGCCCGAGGUUUGCCUCGAGGAGGAGGAUGAUGUCCUCUUUGCCACAGAUCUAAGCCAGCUGCAGCAGGGCUCAGCGGGAUCGGCAGGUGGCGGUGUGGGCAGCGGAAUUGGUGCCUGCUCCUCCUCGUCCAUGUCUCUGCCCGGCGGCCUAGCCAGCCUCAACGGACCACUGAAUGGCCUCUCGGACGCGGUGCAGCGAUCUGCCAGCUCGCCCGUGUGCUCCACAAAGACCUCCGUCUCCUCUAGCGGCAGUUACGUGUCGUCAACCCCCAAACCGGACAUCACCAUCCAGACGGUGGGCCACAUACGCGUGGGGUCCUUUGCCAAUAUCAAUAAGACCCUGCACAACGGAUCCGCAACGCCCAAUGCCAACAAUAGCAAUGGCAAUGGGAACAGCAGCUCCAACAGCGCCGGAGUGCAGCACCUCACAGCGGAGCAGGUGCAGCAGCAUAUGCUCCUCAACGGUCUCGGUUUGUCCGCCGUUAAUCCACCGCCACAGACGCUGCAGGCAGCCAUCAAUGCUGCCACCGCUUCCGUGCCUGCCUCGGGAACCAUUGGCGGCACUGGCUUUGGCGGCAAUCGGCGCACUCCACCCACCCUCCAGCUACCGCGUCUCCAGCGCGGCAACAACAACACCAACAACAUCAACAACAAUAACAACAACAACAACAACCACAACCACAACCCCAGUCUCGGCAGCGGAACGGCGAACGGUGUGCAACUGCUGCUCAAUGGCCAUCAUAAUCAGCAUGGGCGUGAUAAGGCCACGCAGGGCGUGGCCAUUGGGGCCGCCGGCAGCUUCAACGGCUACAACGGCCUGGCCGUCACCGUGCCCUGCCUCAACAGCAGCAGUAGCAGUGCAAAUAGCAGCGGCGGUAUGCUCAUGUCCAGCUCAAACGGCGGCAGCGGGAACGGAACGGGUCCGCGGAUGCAGCAUCAGGAGUUCAUGAUGUCGCUGGCCAUCGAGGAGCGAAAGCGGAAGAUCGACCUGCUUAAUGCACAGAUCGACUACUGGCAGACGCUAACCAAGAAGCUUGGCGCCCAGCCGGGCCACUUUCCCAAUCCGGCGUGCCUUUGCCACUUUCCGGGCAGCGCCGCCUUGGGCCAUGUGGCCGGUGUCACCUCGUCCGCCUCCUCUUCAUCAUCGGCUGGUGUCCUGCAGACGCAGACGAGUAGUAGCUAGUCCGAAGAGGACGAUGGCGAUGAUGGGGACGGGGGCGGGGGCGGAAGCAGGAUCGUGAUCGCAAUUGGGAGCUCUUCGGAUGAGGAGGAUGUUGAUUUCGGUCUUGUGGAUGGCCAGGACAGCAGAGGCGAUUGCAGCGACAUCAUCUCCAUUGUCGAUAUCAAUGAUGAUGAUAAUGACGAGGAUGCUGAUGGACAGAUGGAGGAGGAGCAGGAGGAGCUGCAUGUGCAGCUGCUUUUGCCAGCAAAGAUCGCCAUUACAGAUAUGCCGGAUCUGCCAGAUGAAUAUGAUUACUACUCACAGGAUGCCUUAGCCAGGGAUGUGGGCGUGGUGGGUGGCCUAUCACCGUCGAACCCCUCACUGUCCCCAUCCCCAUCCCCAUCGCCCGCCCCCCAGCCAGCCGCCAAGCGCUCGAAGCGCCUGAAAGCCAACUCCAUGCAAAGCUGCAGGGCACAGAUGGAGAUGAAGCCCCCCUAGGAGGAGGAGCAGCUGCAGCUAAAGCUAAACCUAGAGCUAGAGAGCUGGUCUAGUAUUUAUACUAGUUAGUAUUGUACGUAUUAACCCAGUCGUAACGCACCUGCAACAAAAUCCGAGUGCGCUGCCCCCGCACCAGCUACACGUUAACUUAAUAUUUUAUAAUACUUUUACUUUUACUUUUACUACCGCUACCAUUGCUAUUCAUGAAGGAGUACUACUAUUAUUAUGAUUAUUAUUAUUAUUAUUAUUUAUUUAUGCCUAAUUUGUGUGCCAAAAAGAGAGGAGAUCAGAAUUUAACUUAACCUUUCGACCUUUGCCAUCGAGAAUGCUUGCCAAAAACAAUGAUGAACGUACGCCUUAGUCAAACCAAAACCAAAACCGAAACCAAAACCAAAACCCAAGCACCACCCUCACUCGCAACUCGCUAUUUAUUUUACAACAAAAGAAACCUAUGCUUAACUGUUUUUUUUUGUAUUUUGUAUUUGUUUAUACCCUUAAGAAAGAUUUGGGGUUUUCAGUUUGAAGAGAGCUGCAACCAAAAAAAAGAAAGAGAGAAAGAGAAGAGGUGCGAACACUUUGUCUUUGUACAUUUUACCUUUAAACUAAAACUGAAACCUAAAAACAAAACAAAAACCAAAAGCAAAAGCUGAAACAUACUUAAUUAGAAUGAGAGUAAGGAUAGAGAGGAUAUGUUGAAGGAAGAGAGAGAGAGAGAGAAGAGAGCGAAAACAAAAAUAUGAAAACUGUACAAAUGUGGUUCCUAAUCUAGUCCUUAAAAGAAAAAGCGAAAGCAAAACACACACACAAAACAAAACAAAACAAAAAACAAAAACCACACGAAAUUGUUGUAUUAUGUGUAUUAUUUUUAUAAAAACGCCAUCAACCAAACGCUCCACCCUCCCACCUCUCCCAGCCCCACAGUUCCCACAACCAUCCAAAGAAUUAUAGCUAAUUUAAUGUAUUGUACUUAAAGAACCCCCCCUGAAUGAAACCAAGUUCGCGUUUAGUCUGUACAGAAAGAGAGAAAGAGAGAGAGGGAAACUUGCUAGUCGUCGCUGCUUAACUGUAUUUAAGUGCAGCAUACAAAAUGAUUUAGUUAUUGCUAAGUGAACGUGUAAAUUGCAAGUAAACUUCAUUCAUUGUGAAUAUAGAAUUUUCAAAAUGACAUCAAUCCCCCCCCCCCCCCACACACCCAA
This is a messenger RNA of Drosophila miranda, 3787 nucleotides long. Its product is annotated as rho GTPase-activating protein gacZ. The coding region runs from base 54 to 2114 and encodes 686 amino acids. The record is from RefSeq and is a predicted model, not a curated record. NCBI's taxonomy places the organism in Eukaryota, Metazoa, Arthropoda, Insecta, Diptera, Drosophilidae. The transcript is spliced from 2 exons.